UUUAACAUUUUUUCCACGGUUCUGGUAUCUUACCUUAUAUGGGGCGCAAGUUCUGGCGCACCUGUAUAGAAUUUUGAGAACUAGUUAUGUUUUAUUUUAGGUACAAACUUAUGAAUUUGGAUACAUUUAAAAUGUUAACCUGAUUUAAUAAUACAUUAUGUUAUUAGGAGUAAAAGUGAUAGUUUUUUGCUGACCGUAGUGAGGCAAAUAAUUCAGUUGAGAUACAUAAUCUCACUUUUACUCCGAAAAACAUAUACGGUUUUAUCCGCAAACGAGAUUAAAAACCAACAUUUAAUUAGAAAGUAAUGAACAAAACAAUCAGGACGCUUUGCAAGUAAUGAAAUAAUAACACCGCUUAUAACAAACAUCAAGUGUCAGUAUCGGAAUUUGUAUUGAGAUUAUCGAAAGCUAGUGAAUGACUAGUGCAGUUAGUAGUGAUAUUUAGUAAUAAAAGUGGUCACUUUUGCGGAUAAAAAAUAUUUUUUUUUGGGUGUAAUUUUCUUAAUCAAAUGUUUAAUGAACUGACACAUAAUAUUUAUUUUCGUGACAGAUUAUAUUUAUUCCCUUGAAACAGCUAAAAUUUCGGUCCUAAAAACAUAUAUUUUUCUAGUUUAACUAACUCCACAAAUUUCAAUUUAAAAAUAAAUCAUUUAAUAAAGUUCUCACAUUUUUAUGAGGUAUUUUGACUUCAAUUGAUGAUGUUUGUUACAUUUUUUAAGUUCAGUUUAAUAUAAAAAAGCUAUAACUUACAAUACAAAAAAAAAUAUUAACAUUACCGUUUUAAUAAUAAUCAGAAUAAUCUGAUUAUUGAUUUUUGUGGUAAAAUGAAGCAAAGACAAAAAAUCAUGAGUUUUUCGUAAAAUUUCCGAAAAAAAUUGUUUAUUGGAAAUAGAGUAGAACUUGCAUAAUUAAAUUAGAAUAUUUUUUAAACCGACAUUAUUUAUAUUCAUGGAAAACCUCGACUGGGAAACAAAUACGAGUAUCACUACAAUGGUUACAAAGUUUGCUAAAUUUCAAUUCUAGUUUGUUAUUAUUGAUAGGCAACGUAAAAUUUUUAUUUAAACAAAAUGGUUUGUUAAAAUUCUCAUAUUUCUUUUUUUUUUUUUCAAUAAAAAAAAAUAAUUAAAUUUUUGUAUCUAUGCACGACUUAACUCGCUAAAAAAGCAUUUUUAUGCAAUAUUCCAAAUGCCAAAGUUCUCAUUUCCACUAAGGUGAACACACUCUUAAAUCAACAAAAACAAAUUACGUAAAUCGAGUUAAAGUAUUUUCAGAUCAAUUUAAAAAAUAUUUCACAUAGAAAAUUCAUGCAACCAUGAGUGCACAUACAAAUAAUAAUACAUCUACCUACCGGUUUUUACACCAAUUGCGUAAUUCAAAGCACCUUGAAACGAAAUAUUACAGCAGUAAAGUGAUCAGUUCACUAACAUUUUUCAGUAUUUUAUUUAUUAGUAAAUAUGGAAAAUAAGAUUGGUUGUAACAAUAAUUCAGUCUUUUUCAAAAACAAUCAAUCAAAAAUUCGAAUAAGGUACAGUAAAUAUUUAAGCAAAAACAAACCCACAAAAAUAGACUUCGCGAAAGUUAUCAUGGAAUUAGAACAGGAAAACGCCGAAAUGGAAAAGGCCAUAAAUCUAUUGGAGUUCAAAAACAAGAUUUUAGAAGAAAAUUGUCAUUUUCUCAAAGAUAAAAACUAUUACAUUGAACGAAAAUUAUAUGAAAUUGAGAUAAGUGAGAGAGGUGUGCAAAAGCAGGAGGAAGAUUCUAAUGAAACGAAUGAUGAAACGGAACAAAAAACCGAUAAAUUCACAUAUUUAAAAGAGCGCAUUUCUGGUGCUAUUUUCGGCUUUGUUGUGCCAAAUUUAUCGAAAAUAUGUCACAAAAUUAAAGAAAAACAAAAUGAAAUAAAAGAGCUUAUAGAAGAAGGUGGUGUUCCCAAAUGUCCAAUAAAAAAACUGAAAUUUGAACAAAAAAUUGCGACAAUUAAGGUCAACAUAUACCGUGUAGUGAUUGUUUUUGGAACCCUUAUGGUCCUGUCAGGAGUGGGAUACGCCGGUUACAAAAUAUGGAAAAACAGGUUUAGGCAUCCCGCCUAUUUAGAUGACGACGACGAGAGUGGAGAUGAAAUUUUUAGAGCCCCUGGAACGUCACGAGGUGUUGAAAAUGCCGCCAUGCCAAAGACAAACUCGAGUGAAAGCUUCAGUACUGACUUUAAAAGUAUUUUAGACACAGCAAAUAAAAAAUAGUUAAGUGUUAAGUAAAAAAAUAAAAAGUAUUCAGUCUCUUAUUCAGACUUUUUCCUUACUAUCACAGUAGUUGUAUAUACCGCUGACAUUUAC
This is a messenger RNA of Tribolium madens (black flour beetle), 2333 nucleotides long. RefSeq lists its product as uncharacterized. The transcript has 4 exons. Lineage: Eukaryota; Metazoa; Arthropoda; Insecta; Coleoptera; Tenebrionidae. The record is from RefSeq and is a predicted model, not a curated record. The coding region runs from base 1455 to 2240 and encodes 261 amino acids.